AUGGCCACCAGCGUAGCGCCCGGCGCAGCCGAUCCUUCCAAGCCCGCCGUUCGGGGCCGGCGCUACGAGCGUGGUGAGCGCGCGGAGCGCGGUCCUCGCCCUGAACGUCCGGAGCCUCGUGCACCAAGGCCUUUGCGUCCUGAGGAGAUUCCUCUUAAGAAACAAAUUGAUGAGGAGUCGCAGGCAAUUACUCGUCUUCACGAGCAGUUGGCCGCUUUGAACAAGCAAAUUGAGGACAGUCGUCGUGAGAAUGAGGGCGGUGAGAAAGGCGCUAUUAAGAUGCGUUUGGACGAGCUCCAAUCCCGAAUUAGCGAAUUAGACAGACAGCGUUCACACUGCUUAAACGCCAUUGACAAUCAUCACAAAGAGACUCGUGAAAAGAACAAGGCGUUGAACGAGAUGCGUCAAGGCGUUGGUUACAAGAAUGAGGCUGAGAUUGAACGUCUGAUGCAGCAGCUUGAGUCGCGUAUGGAAACGACAUCUAUGACCCUAAAGGAGGAAAAAUCAAUCAUGCAGCAGCUUCAACAGUUGCGCCAGGCCAAGACGUCACUUGAGAUGUUCGAAAACUCACGUCAGGCUGCCGCUGCGGGUGACAACACUGUUGCAACAAUGAAGAACCAGCUGGAUGAAUUGAGGAAUCAGAUGACUGAGUUGCGUAAGAUCCGAAGGGAGGAAGCACAGCGUUUGUCUGUACUAAACGAGAGUGACCGUAAGCACUUUGACGGCAUCAAGGAGUUGAGAGACCAGCGCAAACAGAUUACCACAGAGUUGAAGGAGCGCAACGCCAACAAGUCGAAGCUUAUUGAUCAGCUUAAAGAGUUGAACAAUGCUCACUAUGCGAAGCAACGUUUGCUUCAGCAGCAACGUCAGAAGAAGCAGCAGGAGGAGCGUGAACGCCGCAACUUGGAGCACGAGAUCAAACAGAUGCGUACUCAGUUAGACAAUUUGACAUUUUUGCCCUAUGAAAAGGAGAUCCGACUAUUGGAUCAGGUUAUUGGUUACGUGAAUCGUCUCCAAACCCAGGAGACAGGUCAGGUAGCCAAAAUUGACGAGCCUACUGUAGAAGAAUCGGAGCUCUUGGCUGCUCUGGAGGGUACUCGCGUCAUACCUAAGAAAGCACGUGAUGAGUAUUUCAUCCCUCCCAAGCAAAAGUCUAAGAACAAGGCUCCCCGUGAUAAGUCAAAGGCCAUUGGUCUGAAAUUGGACAUGGUGACCAUCGGCUACUUCGAGUCAUGUGGAGUAACCCCUCCAACAUCGAUGUCAUCACUCCCUGAAUGUCUUCAGAAGUUGGAGGCUAAGUUGCUUCACUUCCACGAUUUGCGGAAGGAUUGCGACGUCGAUGCAAUGCGUGCAGCCCAGGAGGCAAAAUUAGCUAAUGCUGAGAAGCGUCUUGAAGAGCUGCUGGCGCAACGCAAUGCACCCAAAGCUGCUGAAAAUGUUGCCGCUGAAUCAGUUGACGCAGAGCCUGAGGAACAAGAGCCUGCUCCUGAACAGAGCGAAGAAUGA
Molecule: messenger RNA, 1506 nt
Organism: Babesia sp. Xinjiang
Lineage: Eukaryota; Apicomplexa; Aconoidasida; Piroplasmida; Babesiidae
Exons: 1
Coding region: 1-1506 (501 amino acids)
Biological process (GO): intracellular mRNA localization
Cellular component (GO): nuclear outer membrane-endoplasmic reticulum membrane network; ribonucleoprotein complex; endoplasmic reticulum
Molecular function (GO): mRNA binding
Source: RefSeq, a predicted model, not a curated record